Nicotiana attenuata is the source of this 1044-nucleotide messenger RNA. RefSeq names its product protein FAR-RED IMPAIRED RESPONSE 1-like. The record is from RefSeq and is a predicted model, not a curated record. Gene Ontology annotation, biological process: regulation of DNA-templated transcription. The transcript has a single exon. Bases 1 to 1044 code for a protein of 347 amino acids. NCBI's taxonomy places the organism in Eukaryota, Viridiplantae, Streptophyta, Magnoliopsida, Solanales, Solanaceae.
AUGCAGCAAAAAGAUAGGGAAUUUUACUACUCCAUAGAUGUGGAUAGUUUUGGUCGACUUCGUAAUGUCGUAUGGGUUCAUUCACACUCUAAGGUUGCAUAUGAGGAGUUCCAUGAUGUAAUAUGCCUUGAUACCACAUACCUUGUGAAUCGAUACAAUAUGCCAUUUGCUUCAUUUGUUGGUGUCAAUCAGCAUAGGCAAUCCAUACUUUUGGGAUGUGCUCUUAUGUCUAGUGAGGAUAUAAUAAGUUACAAAAUGGUGCUAUCUACAUGGCUUGGGGCUCUAAACAAUGUUCAUCCAUUAGCUAUCAUGACUGACCAAUGUGAUAGUAUAAAGGCUGCCAUCAGUGCUAUGAUGCCAAAUACAAUACAUAGAUAUUGUAUAUGGCACAUAUUCGCAAAGUUGCCUACGAAGUUAAGUGGAGUUCUUGAUGGUAAGAUUGCAAAGGCAGAAUUUAAGGCUUUAGUCCUUGAUAGCAUUAACGUUGCUGAGUUUGAGAGACAAUGGACUGAUUUUAUUGAAAAAUAUAACUUAGAGGAAAGGGAUUGGUUUUAUAAGCUUUAUUUGGAGAAGGAGAAAUGGGUUUCGGUAUACCUAAAUGGCCACUUUUGGGCUGGGAUGUUGUCCACACAAAGAAGUGAAGGAAAGCAUGCUUUCUUUGACGGAUUCAUCAACCGGCAGAGCACUUUGAAGCUAUUUGUUCAGCAAUAUGAGUUAGCCAUAAGAGCUAAGUUCGAGAAAGAAUUGGAAGCUGAAUAUAGGUCAAGGUGCUUUGAACCAAAAUGUUUAUCUGAAUUUGCAUGGGAGGAAAAAUUUCAAACAUGUUAUACUCGUGAAGUGUUUGAAUUUUUUCAAGUACAGUUAAGGAAACUGUACCACUGUGAAAUCAGCUCCCCUGAAGACCAUCAAGCAACAGCUGAGGUGGAGAAUUACAUUAUCUCAGAUUAUUCGUUCAGGAGUUUUAACACUAGAGAUCCAUUUGUAUUCGCGGUUGAAUAUACACCUAUUGGCGAAUAUCUAAGUUGCAGCUGCAAGUGGUUUUAA